Messenger RNA from Wickerhamiella sorbophila, 762 nucleotides. Its product is annotated as tRNA (carboxymethyluridine(34)-5-O)-methyltransferase. The transcript is spliced from 3 exons. Gene Ontology annotation, biological process: tRNA wobble uridine modification. Gene Ontology annotation, cellular component: cytoplasm; nucleus. The record is from RefSeq and is a predicted model, not a curated record. Gene Ontology annotation, molecular function: tRNA binding. The coding region runs from base 1 to 762 and encodes 253 amino acids. Lineage: Eukaryota; Fungi; Ascomycota; Dipodascomycetes; Dipodascales; Trichomonascaceae.
AUGGCCACAGUGAUUCACGUUACAAAGACCGUUCCAGUGACCAAUGACGCUGCUGAACAGAUUCUGUCGGACCUUGAUUCCUCCCUGCUCCACGACAGUGUCGCCAAUCAGCUUGAGCGUGUGCAGCGCGAUCUCCGGGGGUUACCUCCCCAGCGUAGCGAGGAAAAGCCGCCCAGUAAUGGCCCGGAGGACGCUGUUUAUAUUUAUAUUUCUUCUGCUUACAUGGAGGACGAACAUGUUCACAAGGUGUACGAGCAGAUUGCCCAUCAUUUCUCCAGCACAAGGUACAAGCCAUGGCCCAAAGUCGAUUCGUUCUUAAAGUCAAGGCCCACGGGCGCCGUUGGGUGUGAUAUCGGUGGUGGGAACGGCAAAUAUCUCAGGUACCCGCAGGUGUUUACUAUUGGCAGUGAUCGGUCGGAGAAUCUGACUAGUAUUGCCAGCGAGCGAGCGAUGGUAAGCGCCAAUGAUGUUUUCAGAGGUGACGGAAUGCAUACGGCGUACUGCCGGGGUAGGUUUGACUUUGCAAUUUCGAUUGCCGUAGUCCACCACUUUAGCACUCCAGAACGCCGUAUAGCCGCUGUCAAAGCGGUGCUGGAGACGCUGAGUACCCACGGAGAAUGUCUUAUUUAUGUAUGGGCACUAGAGCAGGAGAAAAGCCGCCGGGGAUGGCAUGAAGGUAUGGAUCAGGACGUCAUGGUGCCCUGGGUCGACAACCACGAUUCAGGAAAAGUCGUGCAACGCCGCGGGCGGCUAUAUUAUUGA